Eremomyces bilateralis CBS 781.70 is the source of this 2979-nucleotide messenger RNA. Its product is annotated as sulfate permease-like protein. The record is from RefSeq and is a predicted model, not a curated record. NCBI's taxonomy places the organism in Eukaryota, Fungi, Ascomycota, Dothideomycetes, Eremomycetales, Eremomycetaceae. Gene Ontology annotation, cellular component: membrane. Bases 415 to 2928 code for a protein of 837 amino acids. Gene Ontology annotation, molecular function: secondary active sulfate transmembrane transporter activity. The transcript has 4 exons. Gene Ontology annotation, biological process: transmembrane transport.
UCCCCUGAAUCUCAGCCUUCAUCAAUCCCCGAACAGCUCGCUUCUCCUCGGGAUUUGCCGAGUCGCAAUAGCUCGCCAUCAAGCCUCCUCUGCAGGAUAUUAUAUGUGGCUUGGAAUCUUACGAAAUGGAAUCGUAAUAGCCUCACCCUGAAAAGCAUAUCCCCCCACUUGGAGGCUCUCACGUAACUACGCCCCACGAUCUAGCCCGUCCCAUCGAGCAGGUGCAAUAUCCUUACCCAGUCCGCCGCACGCGACUGAGGCCUGCAUCGGAGACCCUUGGUUCUUAGGUCUGGUCUUGAGCAUUGAUCACGUCGAUCCGCUAUAAACCUGGCCUUCCCCGAAUCAUUUCAAUCAUUUUUAUGAUCUACAUCUUAUGCGACUCCAUUGACAUCUGAUUUCGAAACAUCGACAACGAUGUCUCAAGAUGGAACUAAGUCCACCGAUACCUGGACCAAAGUCGGCCGUGGGCUGGCGAAGGGUUUAGGAAUCGAGUUGGAGGACCCUGUCCACAAUGAGAGGGUGACGCGUGGUGAAUCAGUCUUCUCGGUCACCAGCGCCGAUACAUAUGUUGAAGAAGAACCAACCGUCGCCGAGUGGCUUCGACAAGUUGCUCCUACCGGCCAAACUGUCGUCCAGUAUUUCAUCAACCUCUUCCCCUUCCUGAAAUGGAUCGGCCGGUACAAUUUACAAUGGCUCAUUGGAGAUCUUAUUGCUGGCAUUACUGUCGGCGCUGUCGUCGUUCCGCAAAGUAUGGCAUACGCAGAAUUGGCCAAACUACCAGUCGAAUUCGGACUCUACUCUUCUUUCAUGGGAGUCUUGAUCUAUUGGUUCUUCGCGACCUCGAAGGACAUCACCAUCGGACCAGUCGCAGUCCUGUCUACCGUCACCGGCAACGUUGUCAUUAAAGCUCAGGAGCAAAUCCCAGAUAUGCCGCCAUGGAUCGUCACAUCCGCCCUCGCAAUCAUUUGCGGUGGGAUUGUCACCUUCCUCGGACUGGUGCGUAUGGGAUGGUUGGUUGAGUUCAUUUCUCUCACCGCUAUCACUGCGUUCAUGACCGGAUCCGCCAUCAGUAUCGCAGCAGGUCAAGUCCCUGCGAUGAUGGGCAUCUCCGGCUUCUCCACUCGAGAUGCCACCUAUCAGGUGAUCAUCAAUACGCUGAAGGGUUUGCCCCGGACGAACAUCAAUGCCGCCAUGGGAUUGAGUGCAUUAUUCUUGCUAUAUCUGAUCCGCUUUACAUGCGGCUACGCCGCACGCAAGCAGCCGCAUCGUGCGAAGCUAUACUUCUUCCUGUCGACUCUUCGAACUGCGUUCGUCAUCCUCUUUUACACGAUGAUCAGCGCAGCGACGAAUCUACACAGGAGGGAUAACCCUCGGUUCAGAAUCCUCGGGAAUGUGCCUAGAGGUUUCCAACACGCGAAGGUUCCCGAGCUUAAUUCUACCAUCAUCCGCACCUUUACCAAUGAAAUUCCCGCCGCAGUCAUCGUUUUGCUGAUCGAGCACAUUUCCAUCUCCAAAUCCUUCGGCCGCAUCAACAAUUAUACCAUUGACCCGAGCCAGGAACUAGUCGCCAUCGGCGUCACCAACCUGCUGGGUCCAUUUUUAGGUGGUUACCCGGCCACUGGUUCGUUUAGUCGAACGGCAAUCAAGAGCAAAUCUGGCGUGCGAACUCCAUUUGCCGGUGUUAUUACCGCGAUAAUCGUCUUGUUGGCCAUCUAUGCACUUCCUGCGGUCUUCUUCUACAUCCCAAAUGCCUCCCUUUCAGCUGUCAUCAUCCACGCUGUUGGCGACCUCAUCACCCCACCCAAUACUGUCUAUCAAUUCUGGCGGAUAUCCCCACUGGAAGUUCCGAUCUUCUUCGCUGGUGUUUUCGUCACAAUCUUUACCUCCAUUGAGAAUGGUAUCUACACGACCAUCGCGAUUUCUGCUGCCAUGUUGCUCUUCCGGAUGUUCAAGGCCAAAGGUCGAUUCCUCGGCAAGGUCAAGGUCCACUCCGUGAUCGGAGACCAUCUUCUGAACCCGGAUCAGUCGUCAGGAAAGCCUCGACUGAAGCAACUUCCCAAAGGCGAUCCGGAGGAGAACACCCGAAACAUUUUCUUACCGCUCGACCACAAAGACGGCAGCAAUCCGACCGUUGAAGUCAGCGCGCCCUACCCAGGGAUCUUCAUCUAUCGAUUCUCUGAGGGAUACAACUAUCCCAACGCAAAUCAUUAUCUCGACUAUCUCGUUGCCUCGAUCUUCAAGGAGACCCGAAGGACCGACCCACAUUCCUAUGGCCGCCUCGGAGACCGUCCAUGGAACGACCCCGGCCCAUCCCGCAGCGAAAUGAAGCGAAUCGACGCCGCCGGCGGUGUCGUCGAAGACGAGCGCCCCACCCUCAAAGCUAUCAUCCUCGACUUCUCCUCCGUCAACAACGUCGACGUGACCUCGGUCCAAAAUCUCAUCGACGUCCGCAACCAGCUCGACCGCUACGCCACCCCCGACCUCGUGGACUGGCACUUUGCCUGCAUUAACAACCGCUGGACGAAGCGCGCCCUUGCCGCCGCCGGGUUCGGUCUCCCGACCUCGGCGUUCAAGGACGGCAGCGCGGGACACUGGAAGCCGAUCUUCUCGGUGGCGGAGAUCGGUGGAUCGGAUUCGGCGGCGGUGGCAGCGGAUUACCGGAACCGCGAGGACGAGGAGAACCAGCGGCGGGCGUCGGUGGUGGCGGCGCUGCCGGCGGAUGCGGUGACGCGGCAGUCGAGCUCGGAGGACGACGCGGUGACGGAGGCGUUGGAGAAGACGCUGAGCUCGACGAAGGCGUAUGGGACGGUGAAGACGACGGAUCGGAAAGUCGCGGUGGUGCAUGGGUUGAAUCGGCCACUGUUCCAUAUGGAUUUGACGAGCGCGUUGCAGGCGGCGAUCGCGAAUAUAGAGGGGAAGACGGUGUAGAUGGGGGAGAUGCUUAUUUUAAUUUACUUUGAGAUACCUCUGGAUGAUACG